UGCUCGUCCCCCUUCACUUCCUUUCGUUAGGCAAUCGACAGCGAGAGCGAUCGGCGGCAUGAGCAGCGGCAAGAUCGUGUGCGUCACCGGAGGCUCCGGGUACAUCGCCUCCUGGCUCGUCAAGCUCCUCUUGCAGCGCGGCUACACCGUCCGCGACCUCGAUGAUCCGAAGAAGACUGAACACUUGCGUGCUUUGGAUGGGGCCGCUGAGAGGCUUCAUUUGUUUAAAGCCAACAUACUAGAAGAGAAUUCCUUUGAUGCUGGGAUUGAGGGUUGCGAUGGUGUUUUCCACACUGCAUCUUCUUUUUACCAAGCAGUCACUGAUCCGCAGGCUGAGUUACUUGGUCCAGCAGUGAAGGGGAUACUCAAUGUGUUGGCUUCCUGCAAGAAAGUUUCCAUUAAAAGGGUAGUUGUGACAUCAUCAAUGGCUGCUGUUGAAUACAAUGGUAGACCACGAACUCCUGAUGUGGUAGUUGAUGAUACAUGGUUUUCAAGCCCUGAAAUUUGUGAGCAGGAUAAGCAAUGGUACGUUCUCUCAAAAACCUUGGCAGAGGAUGCUGCUUGGAAGUUUGCUAAGGAGAAUGCCAUUGAUAUUGUCACGAUAAACCCAGCAAUGGUCAUAGGUCCUCUUCUUCUGCCAACACUAAACACAAGUGCUGUUGCAAUCCUUAACCUGAUAAAUGGUUCAACUUCAUAUCCGAAUGCAUCGUUCGGGUGGGUUAACGUUAAAGAUGUAGCCAUGGCACACAUUCUGGCAUUUGAAGUUCCUUCAGCCUCUGGAAGAUACUGUCUAGUUGAAAGAGUUGUUCACUACUCAGAGCUUGUGAGGAUUAUACGGGAACUUUAUCCUUCUCUUCCGGUGCCCGAGAAGUGUGCUGAUGACAAACCCUUUGUGCCAAUAUACCAAGUCUCCAAGGAGAAGUACAAAAGUUUGGGACUUGACUACACUCCCAUCGAAACAAGCAUCAAGGAAACUAUUGAAAGCUUGGAGGAAAACUUUGUUAAUUUCUUAAGUUUUUAACCAGGCAAGAAAUAGAGUUUUUACCAUUGCCCAAUUUAUGAAACCAGUUAAGUGAAGGUUCAUCUACAUAUUGGAAUUCAUCGAUCAGGUGGGUAAACGUCAAAGAUGUAGCCAUGGCCUCUGGAAGAUGUUGUCUAGUCUAAAGAGUUGCUCACUAUUCAGAGGUUGCAAAGGUUAUAUGCAAACUUUAUUCUUCCCUUCAGCUACCUGAAAAGUGUGCUGAUGAUAAACCCUUUGUGCCAGUAUACCAAGUCUUCAAGGAUAAGUUUAGAAGUUUCGGGCUUGACCACAUUAUAUCGAAACAAGCAUCAAGGAAACCAUCGAGAGCUUUAAGGAGAAAAACUUCGUCAAGUUCUGAAGUUCUUCAACCGGCAAAAUGAAUUGCACUUCCAAGUUGGAGGGAAAACAUAAAUGGAUUUCAUCUUCUUCAAAUUAAGACAGAAUAAAUCACUAUUAAAAAAAGCCUUUUAAAUUAUUAUUCUUGUAAUGCUUAUUCAGCAAGCUUUUACUUGAUUUCUUUGGCUCAUACAAUUUCUUUCCUAGAACACAAAGGAUAUGGACAUUAUGCUUGGGGCUUUAAGUUCUUUUAUAUAGGAUUAAAUCUAUCCUAUCGUAACACUAGUGCGUCGUGCAGUGUUGCCCUGACAAUGACCAACAAUGUAUCUCAGACAGUUCAGUAAAUGCAAGUAAAGAUAGCUUCUCUA
Messenger RNA from Zingiber officinale, 1725 nucleotides. RefSeq names its product phenylacetaldehyde reductase-like. The transcript has 8 exons. The record is from RefSeq and is a predicted model, not a curated record. Gene Ontology annotation, molecular function: oxidoreductase activity, acting on the CH-OH group of donors, NAD or NADP as acceptor. NCBI's taxonomy places the organism in Eukaryota, Viridiplantae, Streptophyta, Magnoliopsida, Zingiberales, Zingiberaceae. Bases 59 to 1021 code for a protein of 320 amino acids.